UGUGUUGAUAAGUUUGAAGUCUUGUGUUUGAACGUCAGAUUACAUUUGAUACGUUGUCACAAUCAUAAAAUUUUAGGAAUAUAAGUAUUUGUUUUGAUUGUUUCGAGUUUUCAUUGUGAUAAGUAAAAUUCGAAGUACCAAUUUUAUCCAUCAUGGCUGAUAUUCUGGAUGAAAAAGUUUCACCAGAUGACUUAAAGAAAUUUGAGAAGAUUUAUCAUGAACAACUGUAUAAAAACAAUGUCACUCCUAAGGUUCAAUUUGAAUAUGCUUGGUGUCUUGUCAGGAGCAAGUACUCAGCUGAUAUUAGCAAAGGCAUAAUACUACUUGAGGAAUUGUACAACACACAUCCUGAAGGCAAAAGAGAUUACUUGUACUAUUUAGCAGUAGGGAAUGCUCGAUUAAAAGAGUUCUCAAAAGCUUUGAAAUAUUGCUCCGCAUUUUUAUCUGUAGAACCAGGAAAUCAACAAGUCAAAUCUCUUGAAGAAACAAUAAAGAAGAAACUGAAGAAUGAUGGACUUGUAGGGAUGGCUGUUGCUGGUGGUGUAUUGUUAGCUGCUGGUGCACUUGUUGGUAUUGCAUUAGCUGGUAAAGGAAAGUCGUCAUGAAACAUGAUUUUAUUCAGAUAUUUUCUAGAUGUGAUAUAGUUAAAAAUAUGUUUUUCCAAUUAUGUAUUAUUUGCUUUAUUCUAGCAUACCAAACUUUGCAUUUCCCCAAUUUUCUAUUUGUGAAAAAUGUGUCUCAAAUAGCUCUCGCACCCCAAUUAAUUUUGACUAUGUUGAUCAAUAUAGUCAAAGUUAAUGGAGGUGUGUAGCUGUUAAUAAAAAGAUUAAUGCAUAAAUGUGUACUUGGAAUAAUUUCUUGAGUUGAAUUAUUUUUGUAUUCUAGUCUUCUAAAAGGAAUUUCGUAUUCCAUACCUAAAAAUUGAAAUUCUGUACAAUAAUAAAAUAUUUAAUUUAAGUUGAA
Molecule: messenger RNA, 963 nt
Organism: Coccinella septempunctata (seven-spotted ladybird)
Lineage: Eukaryota; Metazoa; Arthropoda; Insecta; Coleoptera; Coccinellidae
Gene: Fis1
Product: mitochondrial fission 1 protein
Exons: 3
Coding region: 153-605 (150 amino acids)
Biological process (GO): mitochondrial fission; peroxisome fission; mitochondrial fragmentation involved in apoptotic process
Cellular component (GO): mitochondrial outer membrane; peroxisomal membrane
Molecular function (GO): protein binding
Source: RefSeq, a predicted model, not a curated record